This is a messenger RNA of Desarmillaria tabescens, 1188 nucleotides long. Its product is annotated as ClpP/crotonase-like domain-containing protein. The transcript has 9 exons. Bases 94 to 912 code for a protein of 272 amino acids. Gene Ontology annotation, cellular component: peroxisome. The record is from RefSeq and is a predicted model, not a curated record. Gene Ontology annotation, molecular function: delta(3)-delta(2)-enoyl-CoA isomerase activity. Lineage: Eukaryota; Fungi; Basidiomycota; Agaricomycetes; Agaricales; Physalacriaceae. Gene Ontology annotation, biological process: fatty acid beta-oxidation.
AUGUCGGUCCUGGGUAACCGGUCGAACUCCUCUUUCUGACCGUUCAAUUGCCAGCGCGCCUUCCCUCUCUCCGAGUCUUUCUAAUCUCCUACCAUGACAUACCCACUCAGUUUGCCUGCCCACGGUCCUCUCAUCACACUUACGCACCCCAAUGAGUCUCUCUGGAUCAUCGAACUGCACCACUCGAAUGACAACCGCUUGACACUUGAAAUGGUUGACUACGGUAUCAAGCCCGCUCUGGACGCCGUGGAAAGAAACUGGCGCGAACAGUGGAGGACCGCUCAGCAGAACAAGGAUCAGGAAGGGGCCAAAGGAGCGCUGAUAUUUGUUGGUGCCAGGAACCAAGACAAGUUUUUCAGUAAUGGACUUGAUUACCCUAGCGUUAUCGCCAACCUUAACUUCUUCCCGGUUACAUAUAAUCCUCUUCUUGCGAGGCUGUUGACCUUCCCGAUACCAACCAUCGCUGCUAUUAAUGGACACUGUUUCGCUGGUUCAAUGAUGCUGGCUCUGGCAUGCGACUACCGUGUCAUGACUGAUGGUAGCAAGAGACGCGCAUGGAUGUGCAUGAAUGAGGUCCUAUUUGGUGCUAUCUGGCCUCUCUCAUUCGCAGCCAUCCUUCGUGCCAAGGUUGGUGACGGUCGGUUACAAAGGAAAAUAGCGUUAGAAGGCCAUAAAUUCACGCCAAAAGAGGCUCUGGAGGCUGGGCUUGUGGAUCAUAUCGUCUCCGGGAACACCGCUGAUGUGUUGGCUAAAGCAGAAGAAGUAGCAAGAGCGAACAGCGUAAACGCGCGACACGGUGUUUGGGGCUUGAUCAAGGCUGAUCUAUAUCGAGACACCUUGGAAAUGAUGCAGCAACAGUCGCGCCCGAUGAAUCCCCAACUCGAUGACGCAGCAGCACGUUCCCGUCUGUAGUGGAAACGUCUUGGCUGUCCAUGCAUAAUGUCAUGUGUAAUAGUAUUGCCAUUCAGAAUUCCAGUGAGCCUUGUGUGAGCCUCUGGAUCGUGUGCGACGCAAAUCAUCGGAACAAUCUCAUAAAGUUCUAUUGUGCCGGCAUCCCAAUGAAUACUCACGCACAGCUGCGGACGGACACGCGGCUCCCGGCUCGUUACCUGCUCAACGCCCAUUAUAAUAUCGCAGUUUUUCCGCAGUUACCUCAGUUAGCUUUCAAAAUGCUUCAAACUAGUGUUG